This is a messenger RNA of Phalacrocorax carbo (great cormorant), 3135 nucleotides long. The record is from RefSeq and is a predicted model, not a curated record. NCBI's taxonomy places the organism in Eukaryota, Metazoa, Chordata, Aves, Suliformes, Phalacrocoracidae.
CCGGGCGGUGCUGCCCUGCCGGAAGCGCGGAGAGCUCCCGCCUGGCGCCGGCGGUGACGCACGCUGCCGCCGCCGCCGCCCCCACCGCCACCGGGCGAGGGCGUCCCGCGGGGCUCCGGGCGCCCAUGGAGGGCUCUGGGGACGAGGAGCCGGGGGCCGACGGGCCGCUGGAGCGGCUGGUGAAGCGGCAGCGCAAGGAGAAGCGGGAGCUGCAGGCGAAAAUUCAAGGCAUGAAAAAUGCUGUUCCCAAGAAUGAUAAAAAGAGACGAAAACAGCUGGCUGAUGAAGUUGCCAAACUAGAGGCAGAACUUGAACAGAAGCACAAGGAGGAAUUAAAGCAGCUGAAGGAAGCUUCACCUGAGCAGAAUAAGACAGAUUCUACAGCUGAUGGGGUUGCAAAUUUAGAGCUUGAAGGAGUAGAGCAACACAUUCAGCAUCCUCGAAUAUCAAAAGCACAGAAGAGGCGGGAAAAGAAAGCUGCCUUGGAGAAAGAAAGAGAAGAAAGGAUAGCUGAAGCUGAGAUAGAAAAUUUAACAGGUGCUAGGCAUCUCGAAAGUCAGAAACUUACCUCCCUAUUGGCAGCAAGGCACUUAGAGAUCAAACAGAUCCCUUCAGAUGGCCAUUGCAUGUACAGAGCUAUUGAAGAUCAGCUCAAGGAUCACCAGAAUUCCUGGACUGUUACAACUCUGAGGAACCAAACAGCGAAGUAUAUGCAAAGUCACUUUGAUGACUUCUUGCCAUUUCUAACAAACCCUAGUACUGGAGACAUGUAUAGCAGAGAGGAAUUUGAAAAAUACUGUGAUGAUAUAGCAAAUACAGCUGCAUGGGGUGGUCAGCUGGAACUAAGGGCUUUGUCACACAUUUUGCAAACACCCAUUGAAGUAGUGCAAAUGGAUUCCCCUCCCAUUAUUGUUGGUGAAGAAUAUUCCGGAAAACCAAUAAUACUUGUGUAUAUGAGGCAUGCCUAUGGAUUAGGAGAGCAUUACAAUUCUGUGAAACUUCUAACAGAUGCUGCUACAGAAAAUGGCAGCUAGCAUACAAAAGUCAUAAAUCCACGUGGCAAACAGUUGCAUCUUGAUGUGUUGGGCUCCAGACAAUUCCCAGACAGACUGGAAAGUAAAACUAAAAGGAAUGGAUUGAAAAGAAGAGAGACAUACAAGUUUUGACUAUAAAUCAGAAAUAACUCUUGAUUUAAAACAAAACCAAACCAAAACUACAUGACAGUAUUUUGAAUUUGUUGGCAUUAAUCAUGUUUAGAUGAUCUUCUCUAAAAUGGUGGCUGUGUGGAUCAGAAUUUUUAACAGGGCUUCAUCCCAUGCUGCAGUGAAAAUACUGAGUAGUAAAUGUUGGUUAAUCUGCAUUUCUGUGAAGAAUUCAGGUUACCUGAAGGUUCCUGUUACAUUAUUUCUGGCAAAUUUUGAUGAUCCUGGAAGAGUUAAGGCAUUUAAUAUAAUUUAUUUUAUUUUGACUGAUGGAAUAUCCUCCACAGUGUUCUUUAGUUCUGUCAGGAUCUAGCUCUAACACUGUAGUAGGGAUCCCCUUCUUUAUUUGGGCAGGGAAGAGCCGGAGGCAAAUCUUGCUUGGCCAAAGGAAGUGCGCAAUCUCUUUAUUUUAAAGACUUUCAUCUAAGAUUUUUACCACGGUUUGAGGACUUCACUUCCUCCCAACCCCCAUUGACAAUAGGACCUGAAUGCUUUAUGCUGUUCCUAGUAGUGAAUCUGUAGGAAGAGCAUUGUUCUUUAUGACUGUACGUGAUAACAUUGAUGUGAGUUUUACUGUGCUGCUCAGCCUUCAUAGACUUUCCUCUGUGCAUUUCGAUGAUACAGAAAUCUUGCAAACAAAAAGCUCCUCAGUGUCCUCACUUCAGGUAGUGAAACUCAUCUGAACUCACCAUUUAUGGAUGUGAUGAUCUAAGCACUUUGAUCUAAAGCGUCAUGUUUUAUAAUGCUUAAAACAGACGGUUGCAUACAAGUGUGAAAAUAACCACCGUGGGUUUUGUCAGUAACUUUAAAGGUGAUCUGCAGAGGAGAUAAGUUUACUUUCAUUGCUCCUGAUGAUGGACAGAGACUUGAAGGGUGAGGGUUUUUUUGAUAUGGCUUGACUUUUUACAUCGGAAACAUAGAUUUUUAUGUUUAAGUCACUGUAAAUGUAACUCCAAAAUUAGCAGCAUAAUGAAACCAAAGUUGUAAUGUGAUUGUUUUUUAACAAUAGAAGUGAUUUUUUUAAAAAAAGCCUUAAUCAAUAACAUAAUUAUCUAUUUUAGUGCUGAUGGCUUGGUUUGGGAAGAAGCAGUUUAUGUUGAGUUUAAACACCUUUGACCUGAUUUGAGGAUUAUGAGCUAACUGUGCUUCUUGUAGCCCUUUGGUAAAGCUCACCAGCAGAUUGACAUUCCUGGGACUUCUAAAUUAGGAAAUAAAAUCUGCUCUUACUUAAGAAGGACAAAAAUGUUCACUUUAUGGAUCAAAUUAUGUCUGAUUUAAGCACUUCGAGAGAGAGGGAGGGGAAAAAAACCCCAGACAAUUAGAGCAGGGGGGUUUGGACAAGCAGAACUUGAAUUAUGACUUCUUUAGCCUUGUGCCUACCAGGAAACAAAGUUUUAACCAGAUCCGGAUUUCUUACAUCCUUAUUUAUCUGCUACAGUGUAGCAACUAUAGCUGCAUUUGUAGCAGUUGUUUGUGGUGGUUCAGCCUCAGUCGGCAACUAAAUUACUGUAGAAUUUGGUUUACUACCUUGAUUGUAUAAAACGGUGCUUUUAAUUUCAAACAAAAAAUUGGAUACAACAGUAUGGAAAAAGUGUCUCUAUUCAUAAUACCACUAUGAAUUUCACUAAAAAUGAUAAUCAGAAAUACUCUUCUCUGUUUUGCUUAGAACUGAUGUGAUAUGAAACGCACAUGCUGCAUUUUAUAGAUACCAUGUGAAAAACGUUCUUUGGUUUAUUGGGUUUUCAUUCUUGUUUGAUUAACUGACAGAGCAAAGAUGCCAGAAUCAUGGGAUGCCUCUACCAACAGUUUGUCUUGUUGAAAAUGUGUACAGUUUGUAUGAAGCAAAAUAAUGUUUUACGACAGUGAGAGAAAGAUCCUUGCUCAUGCUGUAUGGGACUUGCCAGAAGUAAUAAAUGGGUUUAUUUGUGGCAAA